GAAGAUGGCGGAUGACAAGGAUUCUCUGCCCAAACUUAAGGACCUGGCAUUUCUCAAGAACCAGCUGGAGCACCUGCAGCAGCGUGUGGAAGACGAAGUCAACAGUGGUGUAGGCCAGGAUGGUUCGCUCCUGUCCUCCCCAUUCCUCAAGGGCUUCCUGGCUGGCUGUGUGGUGGCCAAACUGAGGGCAUCAGCAGUAUUGGGCUUUGCUGUGGGUACCUGCACUGGCAUUUAUGCAACUCAAGCAUAUGCCGUGCCCAAUGUGGAGAAGACAUUGAGGGACUAUCUUCGAUCACUGCGCAAGGGGCCCGACUAGCUCUGGAUCCCAUGGGGGAGGCAGGAUGAGCAGCUGGGGCCUGCAGGUGGAGACCUUUCAACCGCAGAUGCCGUAUCUGGCCUCCCCGGCGUUCACCCAUUUGCUGUCUCCAGCUUUCCCACCACCUUCAGCCUUGCUUCCCUCC
Messenger RNA from Hippopotamus amphibius kiboko, 461 nucleotides. RefSeq names its product SLC35A4 upstream open reading frame protein-like. Bases 5 to 316 code for a protein of 103 amino acids. The transcript has a single exon. The record is from RefSeq and is a predicted model, not a curated record. Lineage: Eukaryota; Metazoa; Chordata; Mammalia; Artiodactyla; Hippopotamidae.